AUGAUCAUCGCUUCCCCCACCAUGGGGACCAGCUUUGACGAAUCGGUCGCUCAUAUCAAAGGGUUCAUUCGCAACAGAGAGGAUACCCUUGUCCUGGGCAAACGAUCACGUGACGGAAGACACAUUGCCUCGGUCGACACCAGGCAUAGACCCCCAAACAAAUGGCAUGCAAUGCCUAAAGACGAACGGAACGCAAUCAUGGAAGAACGCAAACGAAAGAAGCGCAAAAUUGAACAUGGCGCCAAGAAGGACAAGACAGCUCCCAAGGAUUCUGGAGCAGGCAAGAAAACUGACAAGAAAAAUGGCCGAACUACUUUCAAAGAAUUGAAACGCCGUAUUGCCAAGCUUGAAUCCAAGGAGUCUGCCCGUACACAGGAUGGCAAUGACAACGAUGACCGGACUGGAGGCAACACUCCUGGUCAUGCUGCCAACGGAAACCGCACCAACCCUGCGCUAAACCGUGGCCAACCAGGUGAUAACGACUGA
Cylindrotheca closterium is the source of this 486-nucleotide messenger RNA. NCBI's taxonomy places the organism in Eukaryota, Bacillariophyta, Bacillariophyceae, Bacillariales, Bacillariaceae. The record is from the annotation of a GenBank genome assembly.